Ceraceosorus bombacis is the source of this 1084-nucleotide messenger RNA. The record is from the annotation of a GenBank genome assembly. NCBI's taxonomy places the organism in Eukaryota, Fungi, Basidiomycota, Exobasidiomycetes, Ceraceosorales, Ceraceosoraceae.
AUGGCGAAACCUCGUCAGCGCAGGAAGUCGCGUUCGGGCAACUCGAACGGAGCCUCGCAGAACGCGAAGAGGAACAUGAAGAAGAGACUGCAUCGAGCGCCCGCCAUCAAAGGUCCCGACGUCCUCAGGGAGAAUUGGGACAAGAAGCUUACACCCAGACAAAAGUGAGUGCGCUCGUAGGCACCAAGGUCUGACUGAAGCAGCUUCGCUGAUCAAAUUUGAUUUGACCACCUUGCGAUCUGCUGUUGACAGCUUUGCAAAGCUAGGCUUGUUGUCUGAUUUGCGAUUGCGCGAUAGUGGAGGUGCGGAAUCGCUCAAGGGACUACCUCUGAGCAUCACUGGCUCGAGCAGGACCUUUGGGGCACAAAGCUCCAGCGCUGCCCCAGUGGUCAGAAAGGGCAUGGGACGCAUCACACGCGAUGCGGAUGGCAAUGCACAGGUUGUAGAGGAUGAAGAAGAGGAUGAAGAGACGCCUUGGGGCAGACCACUCGAUACCUUUGGACACGAAACAGUGCAAAUGGAUGAGCGCAUGUAUGUGAUGAGAGCGCCGACGGACAAUGAAGACGGCAAUGAGGGUGAGGAUGAGGACCAGAGAAGUACGAGCGAAGAGGUAGACGAUCUGGCCGGCGGAAGUCAGGAAGCCAUGCGGCCCUUGCCCGAGGCUGCUCAAGGCGCGUCUGCCAAGACAAAGGUCGUCGAGUGUGAGUAACCUUGAAGAGCUCGUUCGUGCGCACGGGCGAGAGCUGACGUCCCCGUGCACCCGACGUCCCUACUGCACCUUUAGCUCUGGAAGCGCUUGCAGCCACAGCACGACCGGUACCUCGGCACCAAUCCAUCCUAGAGAGAAGUUGGCUUCAAAGAUUGGUAGAGUCGCACGGAGACGAUGUGGAAAGCAUGGUCGUGGACAAGCGCGGAAAUCCCUGGCAGAAGACGGCAGGAGAGAUCAGGAGAGCGUGAGUGACGCGCACUCUGACUGCUUGUGAUGGUAGGCUUUUGGUCGAGCUGUGAUGCUGAUUCUGGUGUCUCAAUGCUCUGUAGGAUCAAAAAGGCUGGAGGAGUGGCAGCCAUCCGAGCUUCUCUGUAG